CGAUGUGAUGUCCAAUCACAGAGCUCGUUGCUCGUUGGUGGCAGAGGGAGAACCGAUGCGCUGGAGAGUCUGCGGCUGCUUAUGCUGAGUGCUCAAUCACAUUUAUACUUGAUCACCGCUAAUUACAAUGAGCUCUAUUGGGACCGGGUAUGAUUUAUCCGCCUCCACCUUCUCACCUGAUGGAAGGGUGUUUCAGGUUGAAUAUGCCAUGAAGGCUGUUGAAAAUAGCAGCACAGCCAUCGGCAUCCGCUGCAAAGAUGGAGUCGUGUUUGGUGUAGAGAAGCUUGUUCUGUCCAAGUUGUAUGAGGAGGGCUCCAAUAAACGCAUCUUCAAUAUCGAUCGGCACGUUGGAAUGGCUGUGGCUGGUCUUCUAGCAGAUGCACGAUCUCUCUCAGAAGUGUCAAGAGAAGAGGCUUCAAACUUCCGCUCCAACUAUGGCCAUGACAUCCCACUGAAGCAUCUUGCAGACAGAGUGGCCAUGUAUGUCCAUGCCUACACAUUAUACAGCGCGGUGAGACCUUUUGGGUGCAGUUUCAUCCUGGGAUCUUAUGAUGAAGAUGAUGGUCCACAGCUCUACAUGGUUGACCCUUCUGGGAUUUCAUACGGUUACUGGGGCUGUGCUAUCGGAAAAGCCAAGCAAGCUGCCAAGACAGAAAUUGAGAAACUACAGAUGAAAGAAAUGACCUGCAGAGAACUGGUGAAGGAAGUGGCAAAAAUUAUCUAUAUUGUUCAUGAUGAGGUGAAAGACAAAGCAUUUGAGCUGGAGCUUAGCUGGGUUGGAGAAGUCACAAAAGGAAGGCAUGAGCUUGUCCCCAAAGACAUCAAAGAGGAGGCCGAGAAAUACGCUAAAGAAUCCCUGGAGGAGGAGGAUGACUCUGAUGAGGACAACAUGUAAACACAGUGUUGCAAACCUCCCUGUUUUUCCAUUUCACUGACUGUGUACCAUGUUUCCGACAUCCUGGCAACUCUCAACUUUCCGGCAGACAAUAAAAUGUUUUUUAUGCUUUGUAAUAGACUAAUGUAAUCCUAUGUUUCCCUUUUUGUUGACUUGACAAUAAAUAUGAUUUAUAAAAGAGAA
This is a messenger RNA of Carassius auratus (goldfish), 1078 nucleotides long. Its product is annotated as proteasome subunit alpha type-3. The transcript is spliced from 11 exons. Bases 128 to 895 code for a protein of 255 amino acids. Gene Ontology annotation, biological process: ubiquitin-dependent protein catabolic process. Gene Ontology annotation, cellular component: proteasome core complex; proteasome core complex, alpha-subunit complex. Lineage: Eukaryota; Metazoa; Chordata; Actinopteri; Cypriniformes; Cyprinidae. The record is from RefSeq and is a predicted model, not a curated record.